Andrographis paniculata is the source of this 1515-nucleotide messenger RNA. RefSeq lists its product as uncharacterized. Lineage: Eukaryota; Viridiplantae; Streptophyta; Magnoliopsida; Lamiales; Acanthaceae. Gene Ontology annotation, biological process: regulation of DNA damage checkpoint. The record is from RefSeq and is a predicted model, not a curated record. The transcript has 5 exons. Gene Ontology annotation, cellular component: nucleus. Gene Ontology annotation, molecular function: protein binding; DNA binding. Bases 50 to 1507 code for a protein of 485 amino acids.
AGAGCAUUCAAAAUAUCUCGAUCUCUGAAGAUCGGAAAAUUGCGUGCGAAUGGGGAGCGACGGCGGAAUGACAGCGUACGAGCGGCGGAGGCUGGAGAACAUUAAGCGGAAUGAAGAAAUGCUGGCGGCGCUCAAUGUCCACUCCAGGCUCAAGGAUCUCUCCGGCGUCGGUGCCGAUAGGAAGAGGGCACAGAGUAAAUCUUACAAACGCAGUCCUGUAAAGAAGCCUAAAGUUGAAACCCCUGUGGUUCUCCGCCGGUCACUAAGGACUCGUGGAGUGCCGCCGGAUGCUUCUACAGCCGGUGGUCUACACGAUGAUUUCAACGAUGAAAAGCAGAUUAAGAAAAUUCCGCAGUUGAAAUCUGAGAAAUCCUUUCCAGAGCCGAAGCCUAUUGCAAUGAAGGAUGCUUACAUGGGGAAUGAUGCAUCGGAUCAGAAACUCAUCGAAACCAUCAACCAGUGUGCUAAUGAAGUUAAAAAGAGCGAAGGUGAAUCAAGUUACUGUGAUUCUAUUCAUAACUUGGAGAAAAGAAAGGGCUUCGAGGUUAGUGUCGAGUCAUUCGAGUUGAAGCCUGAGAAUGUGGCAAGAUUGGUGCCGGGAAGGAUUAUGAGUGUGCGAUUUUUUCCCACUAUAAAUAUGCAAAUGGUGGUGGCUGGAAACAAGUAUGGGAAUAUCGGGUUAUGGAAUGUUAAUGGCGGGGAAGGAGACAGCGACGGGAUUUAUUUGUAUCACCCUCAUCCAGCGCCUAUUUCCGGAAUCGCCAUAGAUCGAUGUUCCAUAAAUAAGAUGUACACUUCCUGCUACGAUGGGUUUAUCCGGUUGAUGGAUGUGGAGAGAGAGAUAUUCGAUCUGAUUUACUCCAGCGAAUCGACUAUAUACUCGAUGUCCUUAGGUCUGCACAACACAAAAGCCUUAUACUUGGGCGAGGGUAAGGGAGGAAUCAAGGCAUUGGAUUUGAGAGCAGGAAAGCCAUUGCUAACUUGUGAUGCACACGGAGAUCGAAUCAACACCAUAGACUUCACUUCAAAGAACGACAACAUCAUGGCCACGGGCUCCACAGACGGCACUGCUUCUAUUUGGGACCUACGAUGCUUGAAUGCAAACAAACCGACGCCAUUGGGGACCGUUGCGCAUAAACGAGCCGUCCACUCUGCUUAUUUUUCGCCCUCCGGGAAAUUUCUGGCAACAACAAGUCUUGAUGACAAUGUAGGCCUGGCAAGUGGAGCCAAUUAUGAAGAUGUAUCUAUGGUACAUCACAACAACCAAACAGGCAGAUGGAUAUCUACAUUCAGAGGUAUAUGGGGUUGGGAUGAUUCGGCCAUCUUCAUCGGUAACAUGAAGAGAGGAGUCGACGUCAUUUCUGUUGCUGGAAGAAAAACUGUUGCUACUUUGGAAAGUGAUCUUGUGUCUGCCAUUCCUUCACGGUUCGACGCGCACCCUUGCAGCAUUGGGACGCUUGCAGGCGCCACUGCCGGAGGGCAGGUUUAUAUCUGGACUCAGUCGUGAAGAAGAAU